Molecule: messenger RNA, 489 nt
Organism: Amoebophrya sp. A120
Lineage: Eukaryota; Dinophyceae; Syndiniales; Amoebophryaceae
Source: the annotation of a GenBank genome assembly
CUCUGGUGAACAACUACCCGAGGAGAAUCCACUGCCGACCCACGAGGAAGUGGUGCAGAGUGUCAAAAUGAAAAAUCCCCCCCUCCCCAUAUCGAAACGAAGUUUCUGAUGCUGGAUUUGCGUACACGAAUCAGGUCUGUCGUGCUGGAGAGGACUGCAGGCAUAUGCCAAGCCUGUGUCGAGAGGUUUUGACGUAGGGGACUAGCAUGGCAGAUGUCGGCUCUGUAAGCCCAACAGCAUCACAAACCGCCGGCAUAAUGCGGCGGACUCUCUGGCUUUGCCUUCCCGCAAGACAGACAGGAUUUGUGGCCUCAAAUCUGCGUCACAAAUUUUCAGACGAAUGCGUUUUCAAUAUGGGGAGGGGGGAUUUUUCCUCACAAUACAGAGUGUCAAGCACUACACGGACGACUUUUUGUUGGAAGAGAAAAUCGAGCGGUUGCAGGCGGUUACGUUCCUGAUGCAGCUGAAGCAAACGCAAUUACUGCAGCA